CGCCGUCGCAUCACGCGUGAAAAUCGGAUGAAAACAUGCUCCAGUCUGCCGUUAUCUUGUGCCAAUUUUCCAAACAAACGAAAGUUCGCUGUUUCGCGUUCGCUGAGUGAUUCCCUUCCGUGCGUGAAAUUUAAAAUAAUUAGCUACCUUCAAAGUCCUAAUACAUCGUUUAUGUUAGCUUUAUCCUCUUCUCCUUAUCUUAUCAACUACGCUAUCUUUAUCAGUGAUAAGAAGUGUUCUUUAAUAUCUUUAUCAGAUUCCAAUCGAUAAGAAUCACGUUCUGCCUUUCCAUCUUUAGUGUCGCGAGAUGCUCCAAAAUGCGUGUCCUCCUCAGAAUCCUUGAAUAAGUUUACAAUAAUUUUGUGAUCGUGCAGAUCGGUGCCAAUAUUUUAUUACGUGUUCCUUAAAAAAAUGCAUUUUCUGUGAAAUUCCCUCAACCCACCCCAACGUUACUAAAAAGUGCGCGUACGCGUAAUAGGAUUACCGUCAUGUUUCAUCAUAAUGUGCAUCUAAUGGAUUAAUAUCUGCUCAUCUUGAAGUUUCAUUCCAGAGGAACAAUGGCUAAUACGACGGGGGAGAGCAAGAUCCCGGUCUUCGUCUCGAAGCCGCUAGCGACAAAAUUCUCGACCCCGCUGACGAACCUGUCGAACCGGGUGCGGGCGCACCUCUCCGAACCGCCCAAACUGCCAGGUCCCGGGAUCCUGGGCCUCUUCGGCGCCACCAGCCCCAUCUCGCGGACGUGCAAGAAAACCCCUCGUAAGACCGCCGCCUCCAGCCCCUCGACCUCCUCCUCGCCGCGACCCUCCAAGCUCUUCAAACCCAAGCUGGACCUGAGUUCCGCCCCCAGCGAUGGCGCCAACCCGUCGGAAACCGGUUCCCCCCAACUAGAAUCCGGCCCGAGGGACCAAUGUCACGAUAAUGUCUCCACCAUCUCGACGCCCACGCCCGGCUCCACGACCUCCGGCAACGUCCCCGUCUGGGAAUGGACUCUCGGCUCCGCCCAUUCCUCAUCCGCCGGAUCUCUCUCCCAACUCCAAGUCCGAAGCGGUCUGAACACCCUCAACAUCAGCAAACACAGCUCUUGCGAACUGGACGAGAGCCUCGGGAUCCUAACCCCCGAUCAGAUGAACGACUUCACCGCUUCGAUCGAUAGUUCCCUGAACAGAGCCACCUCCUUGGAGGGCUUCCUUGUCGAGAAAGAACCCUCCCAGUCGGAAACGAUCUCGGACGUCAAGUACAACGACAACCUGGAAGACGCGCUCAGAGAGGACAACCUGAACGAGUCGCUCAACCUCCUGGACGGGCUCAAAGACUACACCUCCACUGCCUUCGACGACAACUUCUCGUGCAGUUCCAAUAAACUCGAGCUCGAGCGCUCCCCGUCCGUGGAAGACCUCCCGAUCGACUUCCCGAAACCCGCGGGCCCACCCGCCGUGAGCAUCAUCACAAGCGUGACGAGCAUAGCUAGUUUGGACGGUUACCAAGGUGACGGGGAGCUUUCCCGGCCGGCGAGUCGCGGGGCCGACCACUCGCCCUCCGCACACCAGCCCAUCGUCAAGCUCAAGAUCGUCGACCCGAUGACGGACUCGGACUUCUUUACAGAGUCCGACGCCGACGUCCACGAGGAACUCCAAGGGAUCGCCCGGGGCGACCGCCGCGCCCAGGUCAUCGACGGGACGCUGUACGGCGGCGUCCCCACGAGCCCCGCCAAGACCAAGUCCCGCAACUCGCACACGGAGGAGAUGGACUCCAGCGGGAUCUACUCGGACGUGGACAAGAUGGCGGCCAACGGGAACGACCAGUUGUCCACCCUCUCGGAUCUGAUCUUCCAGAAGGUGAGCGCGAUGCAGGUCAUGGCCGCCUCCUCGCAGCUGCAGAGCGUGCCGGAAACAGGGCUGGACACGACGCUUGAGCCGGAACCAGAAGCCGAGCCUAAGGAGGUGCAGGAGUUGAAUGAGAAGAACAAGGGGCUGAACUCCAAGCCGGUGAAGAACGUCAACGAGAAGAAGCACAAGAUGCCGAAACGGAACGUGACGUCGAAGAUCAAGGCGAUGCUGGAGGAGAAGCCCGGGAACGAGGAGAACCGGCAGCCGGCGACGUCGGUCUCUGGGAGGACCCCGGCGAAGAAGCCGGUGGGCAAGUGGGACGCGGUGAUGAGCAAGAUCGCGCAGAACAAGCAGGAGCAGGAGGAUAAGUUGAAGCCCUGCAGGUUGAAGGAGGUCAAGAGCAAGGUCUUCGCCGGGAUCAACCUGGCGCCGCCCAAGGAGAACCAGAGCGCCGCGGGAGAUACCAAAAGCGCCCGGAUGGCCAACAGUAACAGUCAGCGGAAAGGACAGCCCUUGCGGAACCUGACGAUAACCCAAUCGAACUCCACCAGAUCUCUCACUUCCACUAAAUCGAAAAGUCGAAGGUGUCGGAACCGCAGCUCGGAAUCCAAUCUGGAGAUUACCAUGAAAUCGGCCGACUCGAUAUCGCGCGGUAGCUCCCAUGAAAGUUCCUUGUCCGAAGCCAGCGAUUCCAUCUCCAAAACGACAUCACGAUCAUCGAAAAAAUCCGUCGAAGCAACGAGCAGUACCCUUGCGCCAACCAAAAAAAGCAGUCCAGCCAGUUCUCCCAACCAGAAGAAAAAUGUGGAACCGCGGAAAAAUCCUUUACGAGAUCAAAACCGAGUGGCGAACAACCUGGGCCCGAAUGUGAUCACCAGCCCGCCGAAGCCGGAGGCGGGGCACGGGGGCUCCCUGAGGCGGAAGGGGGCGCAGAAGUCGUCUGCCGCCCCUACCCCCACCCCCGCCACCAACAACAACAACAUCAACAACAACAAUAACAACAGCACGUGCAAGAAUAAUACGAAUGCAGCAACGCACCCGGCGGCCAAGGCGGUCGCGGCGCCUGCAAACGGGCUCGCCGCAACCAGUCGGGCUCAAGCCGAGCUGAAGCAUGCGGCCAAGGCUGUUGAAUCGCUCAGUGUCCUCCUACAGUAUUUAACAUCUGAUUUGGAUGCCUUUUCCACUCCUGCCCUGAGAAAAGAGCUCUCCAAGCUGAAAGAAGAAUGGCUGAAAACCAAACUCGAAUUAGAAGAAACUCAGGUGAGCUAUAGGCGGUUGCAAGAUGAUACUUCAUCUCAACAAUGUGAAAACGAAAGUGCAAUCAAGAAAUUGGCGGAGGAGAGUAAGGAAGAGUUGGAGCAGCUCCACAUUGAACAUGUCCAGCAAUUAGAACAGCUGAAAAGUGAACACAGGGAAGAAUUAGAAAGAUUGUCCAAAACUCAUGAAGAUCAAUUAAAUGAAUUAACAAGACGGCUCAAUGAACAGUCAACUGAAUUACGGACGCAGUUUACCAUUGAAAUAGACUGUCUUCACAAAAAGCAUGCGGAUGAGAAGGAAACAAUCUCCCGGCAGGCAAAAGAAGAGUUCAAUGCAUACAAGUUGGAAAGCGAGGCUCGCCUGAAGAAAGUGACAGAUGAAGCCAAAGAAAGAGAGAAGAUAUUAGGAGAGAGGUUGAAUGAGAUUGAACAACAGCAUGAUGCUUUGCGAGAGCAGUCACGGUCCAUUGUUGAUGGAAUGCAGAACGACAGAGACUCAAAAGUUCAGGUUACCAGCCAGUAUUGUCGCAAGUUACAAGAUGAAGUGGAUUCCCUCAGGACUGUUCUAGAUAUCCGGCACGCCGAAUUACAAGAGCUGCGCAAACAGAAUGAAUGCCUCCAAGCUGAAAUCAGCGAAAUGCCUUUGAUCAGGCAAAAAAUGGUAUCAGCCCAGGCCAGAGUGGAAGAUCUGAGCGCACAACUCCAGAGGAAAGCACUCUUUGAAAAGCAAUUGAGCGAGGAAAAUAGAAUGCUGAGUGAUUCAUUACACUGCGAGAGUGAAAAGAAACAGAAGCUGACUUACACUGUCGAGGAACUACAGUACAAAUUGAAGAAGACCCAGGAGGUUGCUUCUCAUCUGGCCAGUAUUAAAGAUUUAUCAGGUUUUGUGGAUGGUUCAGGCCUCCUCUCAGGCACUGCAGCUGCUUCAUCCACACCUUUAGAACCAAAGUCUAACAAACUAUGCCGCAAUUUGAACCGGGAAUACGAGUCAAAGGAGUUGAAAGGUCAACCCCAAGUAAUCUCUGCAGUGAAAAAACCAAACACUGGCUCAAGUGAUGAGCAGUCUGAACCAAAGUCACCAAAAGUCAUUAGCGUUGUUAAGAAAAGCGACUCGGUUUCUUGGGUCCUUGAGAUCGAUGACCCGUCAGAAGAUGUGAUGUCCAGGUUAGCGCGGAAACAGAGUGGGCGUGGAUUGUCGCAACCCAAUUCUAGUGUCAGCUCUCCUGUUCGACAAGACCAGGUCAAUCGCACCGAACCAAAGUCGCGCUUGCACUCUCAGUCUUCCAUGAGCAAGAAAGAUAAAAAACCAGCCUUGAGGCCUCGCUCCAUUUCUUUCAAUGGGGAGAAAGUGAGGUCAAAUUCUCCGAGUCCUAAAGGAGUAGGCAGUUCUCACAAUAAUACAAAUGCUUCAGAGGAACCAAAUUACAACUCACAGUAUGUAACUGCUUACAACUGGGAUGAAUUGCCUGGCAACGACUCGCCCAUUUGGGUCAAAAAUGUUUUUGCUAAUGGAGAUCAUUUCCCAGAAAGUUGCAAAUUUUUACCCUCAGAAAUGAGUGGUGUGUCAUCACUGAAAAUAAUGGAUCCUAAUGAGGUUGUCAAUUUUGACUCUGAUUUUGAGUUCUUUGAGAAGUCAGAGCAUUUUGAUAUUGUGGAUGCUGAAAAAUCUGAGAUCCCAACCACGGGGGGUGAAGAUUUUGCAUCACCUAAGUUUUCAGCGUCAAGUUUCACCUCGGAAAGUUCCAUCCAUAGCAAUUUAAGCGGAAGCCACUUUGAUGGUGAGAAUGGAGGCAUCAGCUUGGAGCAUGAGGAGUAUCUUUUAAUAAACUCGAAUUGUAAAAAUACAAAUAAGAUCACUUUAGUCAACAGGUUGUCGCCGGAGAAAAGAAAGGCAAACAGUAGCUAUGGUGAAACCUCUGAUGACGAUAUUAGUUCUUCCUCUAAGUAUGACAAUGAAACUGAUGAUGGGUCAUCCGGUAGUGACUUUCUAGAGAAAGACGGCAGCUAUAGUUCACAAGAUGACUAUCUCAGAGAGUUUUCGAGAAGUGACGAAGCUUCAGAAAAAGAAAAUAUUAGAAAUGAAGAGAUGGAGUCACACGAAGUAAGUGAAGCGUCUGGCCAAUCGAUGGAGUUGAAAAUAGAGAGCAGCGCAAGUGAGCCGGAUUCAACGGCUUGUGAAGUUGUGAAUUGUGAUAAUAAAUCUCUAAGUGAUUCUAAGAAGCAAAAAUCCCUUGAGGAUCUUGCAGCCAAGAGCAGUAUUAGAGAAAAACGUUCCAUCUCGUUCGACACAGGUAGGCAAACAAACGCCGGCGAUUAUCCAAGCUUCAUUACGCUUGAGAAAAUCUCCUUUAUCAAUAAGUCACUCGAAAGUAGUGGCAUGAGUCAUUCCAAAAGUUUCCCAGACUGUGAUGAGCGGAAAAGCGCUCCAUACACCAAUGGGAUCGAAAGUAGAGGCAACGUGAAGCUUCAGCACAACUCUCGGACAAACAUCGAGAAUAUCCCUCUGUCAGUUGACAGUUGAACCAAGUAAGUUUCAACUCACUCGUGUGCCAACCUCUCUGAAAUUGUGCAUAAAUAGCACUGAGGAGAUUUCAUUCAUUUCAAAUAAUUUAUUUCGCCAAUCCACAAUUCAAUUAUAAUUUUCUCGAGAGUACCACUUAUGCCUCUCAUUUACUUUAUUGUGAAUUAACUUAAAAAUGUCCUCUCGAGAUUCAUGCUGAUAGUUAUGUUGUAAAUUUCUUUAUACCCGGGUAACUUUAAGUCCAAAUCAAAAUUUAUCCUUCAUUGUAAAUAGCGGUAACCAUCAGUUUUAAACAAAGACAUAUGAAGAGUUGUACAAAUUUUAUGUUGUGGGAUUUGGGGGUUUUAUUUUAGUAUCUUGCUGACUAUGCAGCAGGCUUAUUGUUAUUGUCUUUGUUUGACGUUUGUAUAAAUGUGUCCAAGUGUAUUAUUUUUAGAACACUGUAGGUAUUUCAAAAUUCUCUAAGAGCAAGCUCAGUUAUAAAAUCAGUUCAACUCUCUCGCUUUAUCCUUAAUGUAUUAUAACUGAUACUGAUUUCAAGUUCUUUUCAAAGUAUCCUAAGUAAAUAAGAGCAGAGCUCUCGAAAGAUAAAGGCAAUUUUUUUUUAUAAAGUGAGAGAGUCAUUUUAUCAGUCAAAUAGUUUGAAACCUGUUCGCAAUACUUGUUUUUUUUACCUUUCUGACCCUGCUGUCCAUCAUGGACUCCUCUUUUAAUCAUAAGUUUUAACAUUUUUACCAUGAUUAAGCACAAUUUUUCAACUUAAUUUUGUUGCUUUAUCUGUCCGCUCCACUACAAAAUCCAGAUGAUUUAUCGAACAAGCUUCUCAGAUUGCUUAGCACCUGGUGAUUUUUGUCGCUUGGUAAUAACAUCUUAGAUAGUAAUUUUCAACGCCCUAUUCUUUGACUCUUGAUAUCAUCUUAUGAACUUCUACACUUUUGGCGCAAAUUCUAAUUCCGCUUUUCCUGAAACCACAGAAUAGUCAAGAUAAAAUGGACCUCAAGACAAGGUAUGAAUUGAAGCACCAUGUUCCAUGUUCUCUCUUCAAAUUCUACAAGAAAAAGGAAUCAUGGGACGAGAAGUUUGAAAAUCAACUUCUGAAAAAAGAUACAAGUGUUCACAAUUAUCACUGGAUAAAUGAUAGAAAUACAAAAUGAUGUCAUUCGUAUAUUCUUACUUCCAUCCGAUCUAUUUUUAAAUAUCUUGUUCUGUAGUUGAUUUCCAAACUCCCUGCUGUGUGAAUUGCUCGUUGGAUUUUGAAGAGAAAACAUGUGACUUUUUUUAGUGCGGACCUUCCCCAAUGGUCCAUUGCAUUUUUUUUGCAUCGACUUUAUCUGUAACUGUAUGAUAAUGCCAUCGAUUCUGUACGCCAUUGACUAGAAGACAUGCUCUUACCUUCUGCAAUAUGACAUUUAGAAGUAAUAUUGCCGAGUAAGCGAAGUACUGCUCAGAGUCAAUAAGAAUGGUGAGAUGCAAGAACAAAGCAACACGAGGGAUUGAAUUUUCCUUGAAAAUCUGUCUGAAGUUUCUUCUCGAGUCAAAUUAAAUAACUGUUCUAGUAAGUACUUAUAUUUUUGUACAUUUUUAUAACUCUAAAGUGAAGUAUAUUGUUGCAUUUUUCAGUCCAAAUUUUUUGUUGAAAACUUUCUAGUCCCUCUUACUUUAGUUACAUCUUGUAGCGGUAAUUCGAAAUAAUCAUAAGCUUCCCUGCAUUUGACUUCUCUUAUUGGUUCCUCUAGAAAAUUUCAAUCGAGCAGGUCUCGUAAUUCGUAUUCUAUAGACUUGAGCUUUGUCUCUCGAUUCUUGAAAAGCACAGUCACUCCCCAGCAUUUCUUUGCCACCAAAUUAGCGCAUUUUUGCUUUUCAGAUUGAUAGCUCUUGCAUUUUCGGAUUUGCAUUUGGUCUUGACUGUUCGUAGUCCGUUGAUUGCCAAUUUGAAAUGGGAGGAAAAUCUAACUGUGUCCUUGCAAACUUUUCAAUUUUUCUGGGAUUGGAUUAUGGGUCUCAAUUUUACAUUCUGACUCAGGUUCAGUCGGUCAUUUUCUAAACACACAAUGAUUAUAAUAUUCAGCAAAAUCAAGUGAAGUAUUAAACUAAGAAUGAAUUAUUGUACCUAGCUUUGAAAAAGUGAUUUCUUGAUUAUUACACUUUAUUUGUACAUUUCUGGACCAUAUUUUCAACUUCUUAAUCAAUAAGUAUUUUUGUCAAGUUAGCAGUCGUAAUGUCCUUGUUAUUUUCAUGUUCGAACAUUCGGUUCAGCAAUUUGAAUGUUUAAGCUGUUUAUUUAUAGAUAACUAUGUAUUAGAGUAGUUGCACUGUUCUCAUCUUUGUUUGAUAUAAUUUUAUUUCGUCAAAUAAACUUUCCGAAAACUUCUCAA
Molecule: messenger RNA, 7978 nt
Organism: Bemisia tabaci
Lineage: Eukaryota; Metazoa; Arthropoda; Insecta; Hemiptera; Aleyrodidae
Source: RefSeq, a predicted model, not a curated record